This is a messenger RNA of Tinamus guttatus (white-throated tinamou), 627 nucleotides long. NCBI's taxonomy places the organism in Eukaryota, Metazoa, Chordata, Aves, Tinamiformes, Tinamidae. The record is from RefSeq and is a predicted model, not a curated record.
AUGGUGAGGACGGCGGGGAAGCGCGGGGUUCAUGGUCAAGGAGGAGUCAAGUUCCAGAACUGGGCCAAGACCUAUGGCUCCUCUCCGGAGCUGUACUUCCAGCCUACGUCGGUGGAGGAGAUCCGGGAGAUCCUGGAUAUGGCCAGGCAGAGGAACAAGAGGGUGAAGGUGGUGGGGGGUGCCCACUCCCCUUCGGACAUCGCGUGCACUGAUGACUUCAUGAUCCAGAUGGGGAAGAUGAACAGGAUCCUCAAGGUAGAUAAGGAGAAGAAGCAAGUGACGGUGGAAGGUGGGAUCUUCCUCUCGGAUCUGAACGUUGAACUGAGCAAGCACGGGCUGGCCCUGGCCAAUUUGGGUGCCGUUUCUGAGGUGGCGGCGGCCGGUGUCAUCGGCACGGGGACGCACAACACCGGCAUCCGGCAUGGCAUCCUCCCCACCCAGGUUGUGGCGCUGACGCUGCUGACGGCUUCGGGGGAGAUGCUGGAGUGCUCCGAGUCGCUCAACGCAGACAUCUUCCAGGCUGCCCGCCUGCACCUGGGCUGCCUGGGCGUCGUGAUCACCGUCACCUUCCAGUGCGUCCCUCUGUUCCACCUGCACGAGGUGGCCUUCCCCUCCACCCUCACCGAG